Messenger RNA from Fopius arisanus, 1328 nucleotides. It is a transcript of the gene Mapmodulin, whose product is annotated as acidic leucine-rich nuclear phosphoprotein 32 mapmodulin. Gene Ontology annotation, molecular function: histone binding. The coding region runs from base 208 to 981 and encodes 257 amino acids. The record is from RefSeq and is a predicted model, not a curated record. The transcript has 8 exons. Gene Ontology annotation, cellular component: nucleus. NCBI's taxonomy places the organism in Eukaryota, Metazoa, Arthropoda, Insecta, Hymenoptera, Braconidae.
CGUGGUGUGUCCCCACGUCCGUCAUAUUCCCGGUUUGAAAGCAAGGUUGCGACUAGUUGUUGCGACGCAGGAAGGUGCAGUGAAUAGUCCGGUGUUCACACACAGCCAAAAAAAUAAAAGAUUAAAAAUAUUGAAAUAAUACUGACUAUUUGUUUGAAGUUGAACGCUGAUAAAUCAAGUGGUAACGAGUCAUUUUGUGGAUCGGCCAUGGAGAAGCGGAUAGAGCUCGAGAAGAGAGGAAGGAAUCCCGCCGAAAUCACAGAAUUCGUUUUGGACAACUGUCGGAGUACCAAUAUCGUAGGCCUCACAGAUGAGUUCGUAGCACUCGAGUCACUCAGUUUAAUUAAUGUGGGUCUCACAAGUCUCAAGGGUUUUCCUGUUCUACCAAAUCUAAAGAAGUUGGAGCUGAGCGAUAAUCGAAUCUCUGGUGGUCUGAAUCUUCUCCUUACGAGUCCAAAAUUAACUCAUCUCAAUUUAAGUGGCAAUAAAAUCAAAGACCUUGACACACUGCAACCAUUGAAAGAUUUCAAAAACCUGAAGAGCCUGGAUCUGUUCAACAAUGAAGCCACAGACAUGGACAACUACAGGGAGAAAGUCUUCAGUCUAAUCCCUAGCUUAAGAUAUCUGGAUGGAUUUGAUAUGGAUGAUUGUGAAGUUGAUGACAGCGAAGGCGAGGACGAUGAGGUGAAUGGAAAUGACGAUGGAGAUGGUGAUGCUAAUGAAGAAGACAGCGAAGAAGUUUCAGAGGAAGAUGAUGAAGACUUAGAUGACGAUGAAGUCUGCUUAGGGACUGUCUACAAAGACGAUUUAGAGAAUGACAGUGAUGAAGAGGAUUAUAUGGGAGAGGAGGAGGAGGAGGAAGAUGUGGAUGAGGGUGACAGUGAUGAGCCUGAUGAUGAGGAUGGUGAAGUGGUUGAAGAAUCGUCUCCAGCUCGAGGCAAGAAAAGAAAACAUGAAGACGGAGGUGAGCCGGGUAACUAGAGCAUCUCGAAUUUUUUUUCGAUACUGUUGAAUGAGUGUAAAAUUAUUAUAUAAAUAAUAACAAUAAUGCGCCGACGAGUGAGAACAGCUGGGAAUCAAACAAUUACAAGAAAAAAAAAAAGUAAAUAAAUAGAGAAGAAAAAAGACCGACCAAUGACAGACAGUGUAACUCUAUCAGAACUCAUGCAGAGGAAAGACAAGAAUUGAAUAUUAAAUGAGGAGCAAAUAAAUAUAAACAAUCAGACUGAGACAAUUGUCUGUGGAGAAUUAGAUCGAUUAAUUAUUAACAAGAAACAAGAAAAUGAAAAAAAAGAUGACGGGAGGGGAGGGAGCGAUAAUGGAAAGGA